AUGUCUAAUCUAGAUUGUUUAGAUAAUCCAGGCAUCGUUUUUGAUAUUGGAUCUGGGUUCUGCAAAUCUGGCUGGGCUGGUGAGAUCACACCCCGUCAUGUCAUCAGCUCUGUAGUUGGAUAUCCAAAAUUGAACUUGUCUUCGGCUGCAAGAAAUCAGGAUUACUUCAUAGGGGAUGGAGUCCUUUACAAGUAUGAUAUCUUAGAUGUGCACUACCCUAUUGAGCGUGGCCUUGUCAUGUCCUGGGAUGACAUGGAGAAACUCUGGAAGCACCUCUUCGAGUGUGAUCUGGGCGUGAAACCCAGCGAAUACCCCGUACUCAUGACUGAGACCUCCUUGAACCCAAGACAGAUUCGCGAGAAGACGGCAGAGGUAAUGUUUGAGACCUUCAAUGUGCCUGCCUUCUAUCUGUCUAACCAUGCGGUGUUAGCACUCUAUGCUUCUGCCUGUGUUACUGGCCUGGUGGUGGACAGUGGGGACGGGGUCACUUGUACCGUCCCAGUCUUCGAGGGUUACUCCCUGCCUCAUGCUGUCAGCAAGCUCUAUGUGGCCGGCAGGGACCUUACAGAACACCUGUCUCGGCUGCUUCUGGCCAGCGGGCAUACCAGCUCCUACAUUCGCAAAAGAGUCUUGGUGAAUGACAUGAAGCAGAAACUGUGCUAUGUGGCCUUUGAUCCAGACAAAGAGCUAAGCAAGAGGAAGGAGGAGGUCAUGAGAGAGUACAGACUGCCAGAUGGCACUACAAUCUGCAUUGGGGACCAGCAAUACCAGGUUCCAGAAACCCUCUUUGCACCUGACCAGAUGGGUGUCCAAAGCCCCGGGAUCACGAAAAUGGUCACCAGGAGCAUCUUGAAGUGUGACAGCGAUCUCCAGGCCUCCCUUUUUGCAGAGAUUGUGCUGGCCGGUGGCACCACUCUGUUCCCUGGGUUCGAGGAACGCUUGUUGAAAGAACUGGAAUUGGUAGCUGCCAGAGGGACCCCCAUCAAGAUCACAGCUUCUCUUGACAGGUGUUUCUCCUCGUGGAUCGGUGCAUCCAUCAUGAGCUCUCUGAGUACCUUCAAGCAGAUGUGGGUCACCUCUGCCAAUUUCAAGGAGAUUGGGCCAUUUGUGGUCCAGAGAAAAUGCUUUUAG
Chrysochloris asiatica (Cape golden mole) is the source of this 1131-nucleotide messenger RNA. RefSeq names its product actin-related protein T1-like. NCBI's taxonomy places the organism in Eukaryota, Metazoa, Chordata, Mammalia, Afrosoricida, Chrysochloridae. Gene Ontology annotation, biological process: regulation of DNA-templated transcription. The record is from RefSeq and is a predicted model, not a curated record. Gene Ontology annotation, molecular function: chromatin binding. The coding region runs from base 1 to 1131 and encodes 376 amino acids. The transcript has a single exon. Gene Ontology annotation, cellular component: nucleus.